AUGAGCAAAAGAGCGAAUGAAACACAAGAAUUCUUGUCAAAUACUGGAAAUACUAACGGAACCCUAAAUGGAACGAUCUCCGAUUUCCCCCAUCGGGGCCGUUAUACCAUGGACGAAAUGUCAAAUUUCUUUUCGCAACUAAUGAAUUGUGCAUAUGGGUGGUGCUCAUAUCAUUGUUGCGACCCACCAAUGGCUCGCCCCAUUAUGAACGAAUAUUUUGGGCAGCACUACCCCUCAAGAUAUCCCGGAAAUGCUAUCCAAACCAAGCAGCAAAAGUACAGAAAGUUGGGUGCAAAAAUCGGCGAGCCAAGUCGAAAAUAUUUGUACCCAGCUCCAGCAAAGGCUCCAAUGAGGCACGUAACAAGUCCUGCCGUUACACCAGCAUCUACAAAACGACGACCAGCAGUAACCUGUCCAAAAGCUUGCCAGCCACAAUGUUUGACGUCUUGUAUGAAGCGAUAUAACGAGCUGGUUUAUGAAUUUAUGAAUAGUUUGACCCAGACUGAUAUCCUUGGCCUCCCAAAUCGGCCGACCCCAACCUCUACAAGGAGAAGCAUUUUUGAAUGGGGAAAUACGGCUGCUGAGGAAGAUAAUUGGACCGAACCCGUAGCCCCAUUGCAAUGGGAAGACGAAAGAGAGCGUCCGGUUUGCCGGGCAGAUUGCAUGCCUUUGUGUCGUGAGUCGUGCUUGCUUGUGGAAGGAAGACCAAAAUGCAGAGCAUCAUGCAUGCCUCAUUGUAGCCAACAAUGCCUUGAUGCCCCUCCAUUAAUGCUUCCAUGCCCGGAUUUUGAUGAAUGUUAUUGCCCGGCCGGGUAUGUGCAAUGUUCGGAUUCCACGUGUUGUAUGCGAUAUCGAGCAAUGGCUGUUCGAUACAAAGAUAAAUUAGCGGCCUACAAAUUUAGCGAUGAUAAAGAUGUGGAGCCAAUUUCCGGAAAUCAGACGGCCGUAUUGGCCAAACAAUUGCGCCUAUUAGGAGGUGAUUCGCCGGAAGCCACGACGACAAUUAUGGUGGACGGUGAAAGCCCGAAGGAAUUGCCCGCAAACGCCACAAUCAUCUUUUUCCCGGAAGAAAAACGCGCCGAGAUCACGAUGAACGAUGGAGCCGUUUUGUUCGAAAAUGUAGAC
This is a messenger RNA of Mesorhabditis spiculigera, 1125 nucleotides long. NCBI's taxonomy places the organism in Eukaryota, Metazoa, Nematoda, Chromadorea, Rhabditida, Rhabditidae. The record is from the annotation of a GenBank genome assembly.